CUGCCCCGACACCACGCCCUGGAGCCCUCUCCCGCUUCCCGUGUCUCCAAGGUGACCGUCUCCGUAGCGACACGGUGGGUGGCAGGAACCUGGAGGACCCGGAGAAAGGGCAUCACGAGCCCGGCGGGGCGGGGGAGGUCGGGCCCAGAGUCCAGCCCCGCCCGGGCUGUCACGUGAGGGUGGCACGCCGGUCAUGUGACCGCAGCCCGCGGCAGAGAGGAGAUGGGGACCCGGCUCCAGCCGGCCCUCCCCUGGGCCCUGACCCUGCUGCUGGCGCUGGGGCUGUGCCGCCCGGAGGCUGGGGCCCACAGAGUCCCCCCGUGUGACUUCCAGGAGGGCUACUUUGAGCAGCUUCUGGACCACUUCAACUUCGAGAGGUUCGGCAACAAGACCUUCCUCCAGCGGUUCCUGGUGUCAGAGAGGUUCUGGAAAAGGGGCGAGGGGCCCAUAUUCUUCUACACGGGCAAUGAGGGCGACGUGUGGUCCUUCGCCAACAACUCGGGGUUCAUCCUGGAGCUGGCGGCACAGCAGGGGGCCCUGGUCGUCUUCGCGGAGCACCGGUACUACGGGAAGUCGCUCCCUUUCGGAGAGCGGUCCACACAGCGCGGGCACACGGAGUUGCUGACCGUGGAACAGGCCCUGGCCGACUUCGCGAGGCUGCUCAGCGCGCUGCGGCGGGACCUCGGGGCCCAGAACACCCCCGCCAUCGUGUUCGGUGGCAGCUACGGGGGGAUGCUCAGCGCCUACAUGAGGAUCAAGUACCCGCACCUCGUGGCUGGGGCGCUGGCAGCCAGCGCACCCGUUGUGGCUGUGGCCGGCCUCGGUGACUCCUACCAGUUCUUCCGGGAUGUCUCGGCGGACUUUGAAGGCCAGAGUCCCGAGUGUGCCCAGGGCGUGCGGGACGCAUUCCGGCAGAUCAAGGACUUGUUCGUACAGGGAGCCUAUGACACGGUCAGCCAGGAGUUCGGCACCUGCCGGCCCCUCUCCAGCCAGAAGGACCUGACCCAGCUCUUCGGGUUUGCCCGCAACGCCUUCACGGUGCUGGCCAUGAUGGACUACCCGUACCCCACCGACUUCAUAGGGCACCUUCCUGCCAACCCGGUCAAGGUUGGCUGUGACCGGCUCCUGAGCGAGACCCGGAGGAUCAAGGGGCUCCGAGCGCUGGCUGCCGGAGCAGCAGCUGAGAGCCCCGCCCCCAGGAGCCCCACGCCUCACGGGCACGCGUCCCCCACCGAGGGGGCAGGGUGGCCGUGCAGGCCCCCGGCCCCAGCGCCCCUCUCACCAGGGCUGGUGUACAACUCCUCGGGCACGGAGCCCUGCUAUGACAUCUACCGACAGUACCAGGCCUGCGCGGACCCCACAGGCUGCGGCUCGGGCCCUGACGCCAAGGCCUGGGAUUACCAGGCCUGCACCGAGAUCAACCUGACCUUUUCCAGCAACAACGUGACCGACCUCUUCCCCGACCUGCCGUUCACGGAGGGCCUCCGCCAGCAGUACUGCCUGGACACGUGGGGCGUGUGGCCCCGGAGGGACUGGCUGCGGAUCAGCUUCGGGGCAGGAGACCUCAAAGCUGCCAGCAACAUCAUCUUCUCCAACGGUGACCUGGACCCCUGGGCAGGGGGCGGGAUACAGAGAAACCUCAGCACCUCCGUCCUCGCUGUCACCAUCCGGGGGGGAGCCCACCACCUAGACCUCAGAGCGUCUCACCCACGAGACCCCACGUCUGUCCGGGAGGCUCGCAGGCUCGAGGCCAGGCUCAUCGGCGAGUGGGUGGCCACAGCCAGAAGAGAACAGCGGCUGCAGCUGGCCCAGCGUGGGGGACUCGGGGGGGGCUGAGGAGCACUCCCCGACUCGGGACCGGACAGGCCCGCUGGGGAGCAGCUCAGGGCGCUGGGGGUGAGGGGCUGAGGCCAAGGGAGGGGCCAAAGAAGCAUCUGGUGGCCUGGCUGUGCACAGCACAGCGCAAAGCAUGGUGUCUGCGGUCCUCAUGGGGUGACAGACCGGGCACACUGCCACACCUCUCAAGCCAGCCUCGUGUUUAAUAAAACAAAGCCCUCAA
Molecule: messenger RNA, 2059 nt
Organism: Herpailurus yagouaroundi (jaguarundi)
Lineage: Eukaryota; Metazoa; Chordata; Mammalia; Carnivora; Felidae
Gene: DPP7
Product: dipeptidyl peptidase 7
Exons: 13
Coding region: 223-1836 (537 amino acids)
Biological process (GO): proteolysis
Cellular component (GO): vesicle
Molecular function (GO): dipeptidyl-peptidase activity; serine-type exopeptidase activity
Source: RefSeq, a predicted model, not a curated record